Molecule: messenger RNA, 2969 nt
Organism: Macadamia integrifolia
Lineage: Eukaryota; Viridiplantae; Streptophyta; Magnoliopsida; Proteales; Proteaceae
Product: mechanosensitive ion channel protein 6-like
Exons: 5
Coding region: 64-2715 (883 amino acids)
Biological process (GO): monoatomic anion transport; transmembrane transport
Cellular component (GO): plasma membrane
Molecular function (GO): mechanosensitive monoatomic ion channel activity
Source: RefSeq, a predicted model, not a curated record
UCCAAUAUUCAUGGAUUCCUCUGAAUUUGAAGGUCACUUAACUCACACAGCUCAUAAAAGAAGAUGUCUCCGGGAGAUAUAGGACCGGAAUCGCCUUAUGAAAAACAACACUUGAUUCCAAUUUCCGAUCACAAAGAUCAUCGUGUCACUAAAUCCGCCGACCAUGGACACCGGGGAGAGUUCGUCGUCAAGAUCGACGGCAACAAUGAGUGUAACAACAAGAACAACAUCAAUGUUCUUCACAGUAAAGAUGCCAAGCAAGUUGCAGAGCCAAUCGAGAGUAAGUCAUGGAAGGAAUCCAGUUACGACUUCCGGAAAGAAGAUGGUACGGUAUGCAGAGAUGGAGAUAGUAGUUCCUUCUUUCGUCAGCGCCUGGGGAUUGUGGAGGAUCCUCCGUCGAGAUUGAUUGAACAGUUCUUGUACAAGAAGAAGGCUUCCGGGGAGAUAGCUCUGGAUAUGGAUUUGGAGAUGGACGAACUUCAGAUUCGAAGCGAUCGAUUGUCGAUGAAGCCCAACUGCCAAGUGUCCGAUGAUGAUUCAUCCGAUGAGGAGCAGCAGGACAAAACUCAAAUACCACCACCAGGCAGCUGUGGGUCUUCGAAUCUAAACGUUCAUGAAGGUGGUGGUGGUGGAAGAAGUGGGGUGGUAAGAUGUACGUCAAAUGCAGGGUUCCGGCCAGCUUCGGCAGGCGUCUUGUUGAGGACUAGGACAAGGUCGAGAUUGAUAGAUCCUCUGGACGAACAACUAGAACGAAGAUCUAGUAGAAAUACACCAAAAUCAUCAGGGAAGCUAAAUUUGGGUAUGAUAGUCGAUGAGGAGGAAGAUGACCUUUCCUUGGAGGACAUCCCUGAGGAAUUGAGAAAAGCAAAGCUAAGUGUAUUAACACUAUUUGAAUGGGCUAGUAUCAUUUUGAUCAUCUCUUCCUUUGUUGCUAGUCUUACAGUCCCUCGUUUAGAGAAGAAGCUUGUUUGGAACCUCCAUCUAUGGAAAUGGGCAAUUAUAAUGCUGGUUCUUCUCUGCGGACGGUUAGUCUCUGGCUGGACAAUACGGAUUGUCAUCUUCUUCAUUGAGCGCAAUUUCAUGUUACGGAAGAGGGUUCUUUAUUUUGUUUAUGGAGUGAAGAAGGGUUUCCAGAACUGUAUUUGGUUAGCUCUGGUUUUGAUUGUUUGGUAUGCUAUGUUGUAUAAGAAGGUGGAGCAAGAGAGUAAUGCUAAAAUCAUAUCAUAUGUUACCAAGAUUUUGGUGUGUCUCUUAGUGAGUACAUCUAUAUGGUUGGCGAAGAGCCUCCUGGUUAAGAUCCUUGCAUCAACCUUCCAUGUGAGAGCCUAUUUUGAGCGGAUCCAGGAUUCAUUGUUCAAUCAAUAUGUGAUCGAGAUACUCUCUGAAGCUCCUUCGAUUGCAACUCAGCAAACACGAGAAGGGAAUGAAAGUUGUAUGGCUGAGAUUCGAGAACUGCAGAAUGCAGGAGCAACCUUGCCAGAUGACCUUAGAGAAACUGCAGUUUGGGCCUCGAUUAAGGGUGCUGGGAAGGCGAUAGGACCACGGAGGAGCCCUAGAAUUGGCAAGCAACAAGAUGAGGGGAUCACUAUUGAUGAACUUCACAAACUGAACCAAAAGAAUAUCUCGGCAUGGAACAUGAAGAGGAUGAUGAAUAUCAUUCGGCGUGGAGUCACGUCCACAAUAGAUGAGCAUAAAUUAGAUAAAAAUCAUCACCAAUAUGAUACUGAAGUGUCAAAUAUCCAGAUCAAAAGUGAAUUUGAGGCAAAAGUUGCUGCAAAGAAAAUCUUCCGCAACGUGGCUAAACUACACAGGUACAUCUACCUAGAGGAUCUGAUGCGUUUCAUGGGAAAAGAUGAAGCUGUUAAAACUAUGAACCUCUUUGAAGGAGCAAAAUUAGAAAACAAGAGAAUCAGCAAGUUUGCUUUCAAGAAUUGGGUGGUUAAUGCAUUUAGAGAGAGGAGAGCCCUUGCUUUGACAUUGAACGAUACAAAAACAGCAGUAAAAAAACUUCACCAUAUGUUGAACAUCAUAGUGGGAAUCAUAAUCACCAUUACUGGGCUUCUGAUAUUGGGAAUUGCUACAACUCAUCUCCUUGUCUUCGUUAGCUCUCAACUCCUACUUGUGGUGAUCAUCUUUGGGAACACCUGCAAGACUACAUUUGAAGCAAUCAUUUUCUUAUUUGCAAUACACCCAUUUGAUGUUGGUGAUCGAUGUGAAGUAGGUGGAGUUCAGUUGAUAGUAGAGGAGAUGAACAUCUUGUCUACAGUGUUUCUAAGGGAUGACAACCUGAAGAUCACAUACCCGAACAGUGUUCUUGCUAUUUUGCCUAUCAGUAACUACUACCGUAGUCCUGACAUGGGAGAUGCCAUUGAUUUCUGCAUCAAUGUUUCCACUCCACUUGAGAAGAUUGCAAUCAUGAAACAAAGAAUAAUAAGGUAUACCGAGAUGAAGGAGAACUAUUGGUGUCCUGGUGCAAUGGUUGUGCUAAGGGAUGUUGAAGACAUGAAUAAACUGAAGAUAUCAGUCUGGUUAUCACACCGAAUGAAUUUUCAAGACAUGGGGGAGAGGUUCGUGAGGAGGGAACGCUUGAUAGAGGAGAUUAUGAAAGUUCUUAAGGAGCUUGAUAUUGAAUACCGAAUGUUACCUGUUGAUGUCAAUGUUCGAAAUAUGCCAGCUUUAGCCUCUACACGACUUCCAUCUAAUUGGACUGGUUGAUCCUCUUGACAGCUACAGAUGCAAUGUCCUCAACAACAAAAGGAGUGGUGAGAGAUCAAGCUAUAUGAGGGCAGAUAUAGGAAGGCAUUUGAGGUACUGAUGAGGGUGGGAAGAGUGUGAGAUUAAGUGAUGUAGUAUUUGUUUUCACCCAAAAAAAAAAAAAAAAAAUGUAAUAUUUGUUAUAUUGAUAGGAAUCUACUCUUUCCAUCGCAUUAUAUAUGGCUGGGAAAACGAGAUUAGAAUCCUUGAACAUG